AUGGAGCAUGCUUCCAAUAAAGACAAGUUGGAGAAAAGCACUGGACUAAAGAUCCUGCAGACAGGAGUGGCAGAGAAAAGUAAAUUGAAGCUAUUGCCUCAUCGCUUGGAGGAAGAAGAUUCUACUAAAUUUAUUAUCCUCACUCUCAUCUCCAUUGCCUCUAUUAUUGGGAUCCUCUCUGGGUCCGGGGUCAUCUACUGCCUGCGCCACCGGUCCCAUCACAAACUCAAGGAGAAGCUCUCAGCCUUGGGAGGUGACAGCAGUACAGAUGCCACCAACACGUACCAGGAGCUUUGCCGUCAGCGGAUGUCUGUCAAGACUUCAGAUCGGCCAGAACCUCUGCACAGUUCCCGUAUUAAUAGCAUCUCAUCGCAGUUCAGUGAUGGACCAAUGGCCAGCCCCACCGCAAGGAGUAGUACAUCCUCCUGGAGUGAGGAGCCUGUCCAGUCAAAUAUGGACAUUUCCACCGGUCACAUGAUACUGUCUUACAUGGAAGAUCACUUGAAGAAUAAGAAUCGCCUUGAGAAAGAGUGGGAGGCCCUGUGUGCAUAUCAAGCUGACCUGACUGGAACAAAUAUAGCACUGAAGGAGGAGAACAAGGCAAAGAACAGAUCUCUAACUGUGGUCGCAUAUGACCACAACAGAAUCAUUCUGAAAGCGGAGAACAGCCACGAUCAUUCGGACUACAUCAAUGCCAGUCCCAUAAUGGACCACGAUCCCCGAAAUCCAGCUUAUAUCGCUUCUCAAGGACCUCUUCCUGCUACUGUGGCUGAUUUCUGGCAGAUGGUAUGGGAGAACGGCUGUGUAGUAAUCGUAAUGCUGACAUCACUGGCGGAGAAUGGAGUCAAGCAGUGCUACCACUACUGGCCAGAUGAAGGCUCUAACCUCUACCAUAUCUAUGAGGUAAAUCUCGUCUCUGAGCAUAUCUGGUGUGAGGAUUUUCUUGUCAGAAGCUUCUAUCUCAAAAAUCUACAGACUAAUGAAACCCGCACUGUCACCCAGUUUAAUUUCCUCAACUGGAAUGACCAUGGCGUUCCGGCUUCAACUCGCUCGCUGUUAGACUUCCGCAGGAAAGUUAACAAGUGUUACAAGGGGCGCUCCUGUCCUGUAAUAGUACAUUGCAGUGACGGCGCAGGGAGAAGUGGGACCUAUAUCCUGAUUGACAUGGUUCUCAAUAAGAUGGCUAAAGGUGCUAAAGAGAUUGAUAUUGCGGCGACUCUGGAGCACUUGAGAGACCAGCGACCAGGCAUGGUGCAGACAAAGGAGCAGUUUGAGUUUGCACUGACAGCCGUGGCGGAAGAAGUGAACGCAAUACUAAAGGCCCUUCCACAAUAAAUGUUCCACAUUCCCAAACAAAUCCAGAGGAUUCUUCUCUCAUCCCCUUCUUCCUUUCAAUCCCUUUAAGCGUUGUUGAAAAUUGUGACCUGGUGUGUAUCAUGUAUAGUACCCACAUAGAAACUUGCGAUCUGCAUUGUCCCCCAGUGGGGAGAUCAUUAAAUCGCAGGAAACCCAGCAAAUGGGUACAAAGAAAACACAGUCAUCCUGGUGAGCAGAUAUCAUUUGGUUUUCCUUCUUCUUCCUGAUCAUCAUUAUUGGAGCAGGACACCAAAUCAGUCUUUUCAUUUUCUCAUUUAUUGGACUUUAUUUAAUAACUUGGUGCAGGAAGUAACAAUCUCCAAAUUCUACAAACAACCACACAGAUAUCUACAUCUAAGA
Nanorana parkeri is the source of this 1716-nucleotide messenger RNA. It is a transcript of the gene PTPRN2, whose product is annotated as protein tyrosine phosphatase, receptor type N2. Lineage: Eukaryota; Metazoa; Chordata; Amphibia; Anura; Dicroglossidae. Gene Ontology annotation, biological process: protein dephosphorylation. Bases 1 to 1335 code for a protein of 444 amino acids. The transcript has 13 exons. Gene Ontology annotation, molecular function: protein tyrosine phosphatase activity. Gene Ontology annotation, cellular component: secretory granule. The record is from RefSeq and is a predicted model, not a curated record.